GGGCUAUAUUUUUUCUAUGUAUUUGUGGGAUGAGGGCGAAAUUGCUAAUUUGUUAAGUAUUUAAACUGAAGUGUGGCCACUAGAGAGCAGCACUAUAAAAAUUAAAAGUGUGAGGUAUAAUAAGAAAAAGAAAGAGAUAGUCGUCAAAAACUGUAUCAUUUGUGAUUAUUUUUUUUUGUUAUUUUUGUGUUGUUUUUAUUUUUAAACUUAUAUACUCUACUUUAAAACGCUCGUAAAAGAAAAUUAAUCACUGGAAAUUAUAUAGAAAUAUUGUUUUUCAAUCUUUCCCUGUUUCUGUAAAAUUUUGGUGAGAGGUUAUGUUUACUGGUCAACAAGUGAACCAAUCAGCAAAGACGGAUUUAAAAACGAAAAGUGAAGGACAGGUUAUUGAAAAAGGAUACACAGAAUCAAAACGUAAUCAAAUUAUAUCACUAAGGAGUGAAAAUGUCUGAUUUAAUUGAUCUUACUAGUCCUGAGAAUAAAAAAAUUCAGCCUCCUAAACUUUCUUCGCCGUUAAUACCAGUGCCAAAGGACGAUGUUGAGUCAAAUAAAGCAGACUCAAUGGCUGUGCCAGCUCGAAGAAGCUUGAAUGAUAAUCCUUUUGACGUAGCACUACAAAAAACUAAUGAAUACAUAAGAAAAUGUCAAGAUCCUUUUGAAAUAGUAUUUGAAAAAGCAAUUAAUCAUGAAAAUAAAAAUGAAUCAGAGCCCAGGCUAUCAGCUAGCUCUAAAGAUGAUUAUUGUUGCAAGCGUUCAAGACAUCCAGAUGCUGUAAAGAUGAAUAAAACUUUUACAGAUAGUCAAUCACCAAACUUUUCUAAUAUUUUAAAUAAUCAAUCAUCGUCAUUAUCUCACUGGAAAAAUUAUGCAAUCACUGACCUAGCUAAUACUUUACCCAGUGAAGUUUUACGAAAGAAAAGUAUACCAGAAAGUUCAGUUACGUUUGAUAAAAAAAAUAUGCCAUUGAUAUCAAUAGAUCCACCAACACCAAACUUUGAUCUAUCAAUUUUAAAUCAAUCAAUGUUGAACAAUACUUUCUCAGAUGAGUAUGGUACUGAAAGACCAAGUAUUGGAAAAUUUUUAAACAAAACGACUGCUUCAUGUAUCGGAGAAACAUCGAUUCUCAAUCAAUCAGCCAUGAACGAUAGUCUUUCAGGAUCAGGUAGCUCGGAUGAUGGUCUCAUAAAAUCAAUCGUUAACCACAGAAUUGAUUCUUGUAUCAAACAAGCUUUAGAGAAAACUGAGAUACACUCUGAUAAAUUAACUGAUCAAUACCAUAAACUUCGUCGUUCACUUUCUCAAGGCGAUGAAAUUGCAGUAGGAAAAUUAAGAAAAAUGCAAUCACAAUCAACUAAUGAGAGUAAAAAUUUUUCAAUUCUCAAUAAUAAAUCAUCUAUAUUACGUGAGGAAGAUUUCAAUAAUGGUUUUCUAAAAACAACUGCUGCUAGGUUUUCUACAACUUCAGAAGUUUCAACCAUUUCUACUAUAUCAGCUAUUUCAAGAUUAAACUCGGCUUUAAGUUAUACUGCUUCUUUUGGGGACUCAGAUAACCCUAUUAACAAUGCAUUUAUAAAAAGUUGUUUAUCACUAACAAGUGAAACACCACAAAAAAGACAAAAAUCAAUAACUACUAAUUCUCGAAUUGCAAGCGCCAACUCUUUGACAAAAAUUUCUGAUUUAGCAGAUCAGUUUAAUAUCCUGAAAUUGAAAUCUAAUAAUUUCUACAGUGUAGGAACGCCCAUUUCCAAUCAAGAGAAAUGCAAUAUUUCGAAUGACUCUGUGUUUACUGAAGAUGCACCAAUUCAUAAUACACUUAAUCUGGAACAGCUUGAACAAUCCAAAUCGCAUACUUCAAACAGUAGCGUUGGAGAAGAUUUACUUCCGAAAAAACUACCGGAUGAUUUAGAUUUAUCUUUAGAAAAUGAAAUACAUGUUGAUAACUUGAUUGAGCUACAUACCUCAAAUAGUUUCAAUAACACCGAGUCUAAUCCAUGUGAGAACAAUCAAUCCUUGCCACAAAAAAAAGAAGAUGUAAAAAUCGAUACUGUGAAAGAAUUAGAACAGGAAUUAAUUGAACCAGAGAAAAAACCUGUGGCAGCUACACUUCUCAUGGAACUCCAGAAGUUAAUAAAAACAAAAAAUAAUCCAAAGGCAGCGGAACUUCUAGAAAAACUAGAAGAAUACUUGGGUGUUAAAUGUCACAGUAAUGUAGAGCUAUUAGAGAUGUGUUUUCACAAUGCUAAUGAAUCAAAAGAACAUGUUGAUAUCAAUAAAGCAGAUCAAGUAUCCUCGAAAGCAGAGAAGAGUAAAGUGAAUGUUAGUGAGGAAGAUAAUGUUAAUAUUGAAUUGAAUGAUAAUUUAAAGAGAAAAGAUAGUAUUUCAAAUAUUAAAAAAAAUUUAAAUAAUGAUGAGAAAAUCAACAAAGGUAACAAGGCUUUAACGGUAAGUGGUGAAGUAGAGUGUGAAGAGAAGAAACCAGAUAAUUUAUUUGGAACACAAAAAUUGAUUAUGGAUAUUCAGUUGGCACUGCGACAAUUACUCACUGAUUACAAUGGAGAGCCCACGUUAUUUCUGGAGAACUUGAAAAAAGUAAUAAAUCCAAUACCUAAUGAAAAAACAGUGGAAAAGGUAAAAAACAAAAAAACUCUGUCGAGCAGAGUCUCUCUUUCACCAAAAAAAAGCUCUGGGUUAGUAAAUCGAUCGCUUAAAUCUCCAAUGAGACAAAGUUUCGGUUCUAAUUCUGUAAAAAAGCUUCCAUCGAUUAAAAGACGUGCAUCAAUAUCUCAAAUACCAGAAACCAACAUUCCAAAAGCUGAGGUGAAAUCAAGAGCUGAUAGUCCGAAAAAAGAAAUUAAAAAACGUAUUUCUAGUUAUGGCGAAUCAUCCUUGGAGAAAAAUAAAGUGAAAAUCGAGCCUCAGCCAAUUAAAAUAAAGUCUUCUGUACCAGUUUUUAAUAAAACUAAAUUGAAAAAGAAGAGUGAAGUUGAUGCCCCCGUAAAAAAAGGUCCACUAAAAGCUGUUAUUCCUUUGGGAAACAUGCAAAGGAAAACUACUGUAGGCAUGAAAGUGUCUAUCGUUGUUGAACCAACUACCCCACCGAAAUCUAGUCAUCAUACCUCUUCUUUUCGACCGGGUAGCACUCCUAUUCGUGAGCAGAUGAAUACUUUAGAACGAAUAAAGACAUCAAAAAAAGUAAAACCUGUAGCUUCUUCUACUCCAGAAAUAGCGAAUAAAAGUCUGAAUAUUAAAGAAAGAGUUUCAUCAAGUCCCAGACACAAUAUGUCUUGGAAUAUAUCUCCAGUCACUCCAAAUCCUUCACUCAAUUCUAGCAACGUUGGCAAGAAUAAUCCUAUCAAAAGAAUUCAAAGUGAUAAAGUUCUUGUACCAUCGCCGAAAGCUCGUAAUGUAACUCCACGUAGAUUGGAGCAAACAUCAGAAAUAUCCAAGCAUUCUAAUGUACUUAAUAAUUCAUUGAAAAAUACUUCUAGCAAAAUUAAUCAUAGUCGUUAUUCUGAACCUGUCAAGAAUAAUGGUAUUAAUAAGAGCGUCGCUGCUGAGAAAUCACACAAAUCAAUUCAAAGUCCUUUAAAGGAAAAAAAUAGUCCUGUACUCAAAAAUAAAUUAAAUCUUUCAAUUUCAAAACUACGCCGUCAUAGUGCCAGUAUUACAACUACAGAAAAAGAGAAUAAGGCUAAAAAGUAAAUUUAUAUUUUUAUAAUCUCAAUGAAUAAAUUUUUUCUGUUGAUACUCAUGUAAUGAAUUAAAAAAUUUUUUUGUACUUUUUCAAUAAAAAAUUUUUUUAAUGUUUGA
Messenger RNA from Chelonus insularis, 3810 nucleotides. RefSeq lists its product as uncharacterized. Bases 445 to 3702 code for a protein of 1085 amino acids. The record is from RefSeq and is a predicted model, not a curated record. The transcript is spliced from 6 exons. NCBI's taxonomy places the organism in Eukaryota, Metazoa, Arthropoda, Insecta, Hymenoptera, Braconidae.